Molecule: messenger RNA, 2430 nt
Organism: Closterium sp. Yama58-4
Lineage: Eukaryota; Viridiplantae; Streptophyta; Zygnematophyceae; Desmidiales; Closteriaceae
Source: the annotation of a GenBank genome assembly
AUGAUUCUUGCCGGCCAGAAAUCCCACGUCGCAGAAGCACUGUCCGGAGAUUCUUUAAGCGUUCGCGUCUCGGAGGAUUUGAAAGUGCGCGACUCGAGCAUCGGUAGCACCGUCACUACGAGCAGCGUUGUCGGCGGUGCGGAGUUGAAGGGACAGAGCACGGAAAACGACGAAGUUCAUUCCGCAUCUUCCGCCGCAGCAGUCGACGAUGCACUCGAACGACAAGCAUCGGAUGAAAGCGCGGCGUAUUCCACGCCGCAAAUCCAGGCGGAGGCCGCGGGAAUCGAGGAGCCUCAGCAAGCGGGUCUAGCCGCGGCGCAGCAGCAGGCGGAGGCGGAAAAGCAACGGUACUACAUGGUCGUUGGCGGGAACAACACGUGUAUCGAGGAGGACGAGUGGAAAUGGAGCUUCCUGUGCGCCGCGGCGGAGGCGAAGGCGUUAAACCGCGUGCUGGUCACCCAGCUCAUGUACUGCUUCCCCGGAAGAGACGGCAACCUCGUCGAGAGGCCCAUGGCGCUUUACUACGACAUGGACAAGAUGAAAAGCAUUCAGCCGCUCAUCAGCGAUCUGGAAUUCGACCUGCGAUUGGGCGACUGGCGCUCCGCCGCGUUCCGCAAGCGGUACACGGUGCGCGAGUUCGGACCGCACGAGCCCACCAGCGACGUGCGCGCCGAAGCGGGCGACGCGCACCUGGUCGUGCGCGUUCUGCAAGAGAGCCAGCGCGCCGCGCGGAUCUGCAAAGGCGAGGACACGUUAGUGCGCAACGAGAAGCUGGUGCAGGAGCGCAAGGAGCUCAAGGCGCUGAGCGCAGCCAUAGCGGCUUCCAUGGGCGGUGACUACGACGCGGUGUUUGUAAAGAGGCCCAAGAAGAAGAGCCUGUGGACGGGAUGGUCCAACGUGGACAGGCUCACACGCCCCGCCGCGCUGGUGAAGUCUCUUCCCCGCUUCAUCCCCAAGGGGCGCCACGUGUACAUAGCGUCGAACGAGCGCACGCCGGGCUUCUUCAGCCCGCUCGCCUCGCUCUACAAGAUCCACGUGCUCUCCGACUACCGCCACCUCUGGGCGCCGGGCAGUGACUGGUACAAUGACUACAGGGAUGUGCUCGCUGCGCUGAGGAUGAGAGGCGCUGACCCUCAGUUUGAUAUGCACAUGAAGAGGAUUGUGGACCGCCUUGUCAUGAGGAGUGCGUCAAUGAAGGUGGAUACUUUCAAGGACAUUAUCUGGCCUUGCCUUUCUAAGAUCGUUGCCAAUAUGCCAGCCAACGCAGCGCAAGCAGGGGGAGGCGCAGCGGGCGGGAGAGCAGGUGGGGCCGCAGGUGGGUCUGCUAGUGGGGCGACAGGAGGGGGAGCAUCUGGAGCUAGUAGCCCGGCGGCUUCACCAGGAAGCACUCAUUCGCCGAUCCGCGAUGCGGCGAGCGGGCAGAUCAAGGGCAUGGAAAGCUUUGCGGAGCGAAAGGCGAGCCGCGGGCGGUUCAUUGUAAUCUCGCUGAUCGCAGCAACGGCCGCCGCGGCGUGGAUAACUAACUACACGGCGAAUUCGCGAGGCCAGCCCGUUCCCACGGUGCCUAAAGAGAAGGAUAAGGAUCAGACGCAUCAUCCGGAGGGGCCGGUGAUUAAGAACGCGCCGAAGCACAUAGUGGCGGGUCCUGGCGUCACAGGGCAUAACGAGGCGCUGAAAGGAGCCUUUCUGAGUCGAUCGAUCUCUCCAGGGACAGGGACGGAGUAUCAGAUAAGAGGGAGGAACGGAGAGAGGAGGCGUUUGCUGGAUGGUGGCUACAAAGGAGGCUGUUACGGGGAGAGGUUAAUGGGACAGGCGGGUACGGGGGAGGUGGCUACAGGGAAAGCGGUGAUAGGAGAGGUGGUUACAGGGGAGGAAGGUACAGGGGAGGCAGUUACAGGGGAGGCGGGUACAGGGGAGGCGGGAACAGGGGAGGCGGGAACAGGGGAGGGGCGUACAGGGGAGGCGGGUACAGGGGAGGCGGGUACAGGGGAGGCGGGUACAGGGGAGGCGGGUACAGGGGAGGCGGGUACAGGGGAGGCGGGUACAGGGGAGGCGGGUACAGGGGAGGCGGGUACAGGGGAGGCGGGUACAGGGGAGGCGGGAACAGGGGAGGCGGGUACAGGGGAGGCGGGUACAGGGGAGGCGGGUACAGGGGAGGCGGGUACAGGGGAGGCGGGAACAGGGGAGGCGGGUACAGGGGAGGCGGGUACAGGGGAGGCGGGUACAGGGGAGGCGGGUACAGGGGAGGCGGGUACAGGGGAGGCGGGUACAGGGAGGCGGGUACAGGGGAGGCGUGUACAGGGGAGGCGGGUACAGGGGAGGCGGGUACAGGGGAGGCGGGUACAGGGGAGGCGGGUACCAUCCUUGGGAUCAUCUGUGAGGUCGUUGAAUGUGCGAAUGGCUUUGUGGGCCUUCUUGCCAAGCUCGUAG